GAUCCUUGCCGUGAAGUGAAGUUUAGAUUUUGGUGAUUGUUUUUUAUUUUUUAAUAGAAUAAACCAUUACUAUCAAAAUGAUGCUCUCUGUGUUAUUCACGUUCAUCGUUGUCAAUAUUAUUUCUAGCACAGGACUAAAAUUUGACAUGAACAGAGAAUAUUUUUACCACGGCAAGAAUUUUGUGUGUGCACAACUCCAGUGUACAGAAAACAUAAGAGAAGACACUCAAAUAUCAGCUCUUGUCAACAUGUCAGUCUAUAGGAUCACUGAACCAGAGGGGAAGAUUUUGGUGGCGUCUAUUUCAGAAUCAGAUUCAAAGCUUCAAGAUUACAAAAGGGCUGGAACAAGAGUAGAUGGGAAAAUAUCGAAAACAUUUUCUGAAUUGGAAAUCUUUUUCUCAAAUAAUUCAGACUGCAAUGAUGGCAUUUUUCUAUGUGAAAUACAUUAUGUGAAUACAACAGGAUCUAUUAAUAGAAUUGGGAAACAGACGGAGAAUUUACCCAGAAAAUCACGUGACACAUUUCUAAUGAUGAAUUUGAAAGCUAAAACAUCUGACUAUGUUAAAUCUGUUGACACAAUGGCCGAUUUUCUCAAAUCGUUUGAAGACCCAGACAGACUGAAAGGUGCAGACAUGACAAUGUCAUUACAGAUGUCACAUUCUGGUGGCGAUAAAUUCAGCACAGGCAGAAGUUUUGGUCCAACAGAUACAGAGUUAAAUAACAGUUAUAAACAGAUCAGUUCUUCAACAUUCGAGGACAUGGUGGAUGAUAAGUUAAAGAAUUUAACUCUUGAUGUAAACAAAACAUUACAGAUCAUGGAAAACAAGCUGAAUUUAAAGACCGAGUUAAAUAAAAAUAAUUCGGCUGUUUUGAACGAAUCAAUCCAAACAAUGUUAGCCAACACAAAGAACCAAACAGAACAACUCAGUAUCAGAUUACACAAGGUGGAAUUUCUUUUAAAGAAAACUGUCUCAGAAGAGAGUAUGAACACAACGAUACACGAAGAAGAUGGUUUCAAUAAAACUGUACAAGAAUUGCCAGAUAAAAACAACGAUCAACCAUUGAUUUUAAAAUCUAUGAAACAGUGUGUCAGGAACAAUAACUCAAGUCUCCCAGGACAUAUUAUUGUUAAAUUAUAUGAAGGCCAAAUGGCGUUGUGUGACACCAAAACAGAUGGUGGAGGAUGGAUUGUAGUACAGGCCCACAAUGUAUUUGCUAUAAUUAUUACAUUAAAGUAUCUUUGA
Physella acuta is the source of this 1244-nucleotide messenger RNA. RefSeq lists its product as uncharacterized. NCBI's taxonomy places the organism in Eukaryota, Metazoa, Mollusca, Gastropoda, Physidae. The record is from RefSeq and is a predicted model, not a curated record.